Molecule: messenger RNA, 1020 nt
Organism: Fusarium graminearum PH-1
Lineage: Eukaryota; Fungi; Ascomycota; Sordariomycetes; Hypocreales; Nectriaceae
Product: GTP-binding protein ypt7
Exons: 7
Coding region: 218-835 (205 amino acids)
Biological process (GO): regulation of vacuole fusion, non-autophagic
Cellular component (GO): phagocytic vesicle; fungal-type vacuole membrane; late endosome
Molecular function (GO): GTP binding; GTPase activity
Source: RefSeq, a predicted model, not a curated record
CUUUUGCGAAUCCGACAUUUCACGACUGGACUCUUGUGCCAGAUCAUAUACGAUAGCAGAGUGUCUGCUAUCCUACGAUCAAACAGAGCGACUCAAACGAUAGCGAAUUCGGGCUUCAGAAGAAGCUAGAUACCCGACGGCGCCUCGACAAUUGUGCUUCGAAGGCUUGAGAUAACGUCAUUGAGCACCGCUCCCCUUUUACAAACGAUUAUUCACCAUGUCUUCUCGAAAGAAGGUUCUUCUCAAGGUUAUCAUCUUGGGCGAUAGCGGUGUUGGAAAGACCAGCUUGAUGAACCAAUAUGUCAACAAGAAGUUCAGUGCGAGCUACAAGGCUACUAUCGGCGCCGAUUUCCUGACUCGAGAGGUCCUGGUCGACGAUCGACAAGUUACUAUGCAGCUUUGGGAUACUGCCGGUCAAGAACGAUUCCAGUCCCUCGGUGUUGCGUUCUACCGAGGCGCCGACUGCUGCGUUCUAGUCUACGACGUCAACAAUGCCAAGAGUUUCGAGGCGCUGGACAGCUGGAGAGACGAGUUUCUCAUCCAGGCUUCUCCCCGUGACCCUCCCAACUUCCCAUUUGUCGUGCUUGGUAACAAGAUUGAUGUCGAGGAGAGCAAGCGAGUUAUUUCCAACAAGCGAGCCAUGACUUUCUGCCAGUCCAAAGGCGACAUUCCUUACUUUGAGACAAGUGCCAAGGAGGCCAUCAACAUUGACCAGGCUUUUGAGGUCAUUGCCCGUAACGCUCUAGCCCAAGAAGAGUCUGAAGAGUUCAGCGGCGACUUUGAUGACCCGAUUAACAUCCACAUCGAGAACGACCGCGAUGGCUGUGCUUGUUAAAGUGGAUAGACGAAUAGCGGUGGAGAAUGCUGGUUGUGUCAUGGGGUGCGCAACAGCUUUGGUGAAGAGGAGGUGGAUCAUUGAUAUUGCCUGGAAGUUGCAUACUGAGGCAGCCCGGGUUUAGUCUUUUUGUUUCUCAUUGGUGUUCAUACAUGGAUGCGAGUUCUCUCUCUUUUAAAUCAUGU